CCGGGAGCCGGCGGCGUGCGCUGGCGGAACUGCGGUUCGGACCCCGCGCGCCUGCCGCAGAGGGAGGCUCGUGAGCCGUUUGCUGUGCCGGCAUACAUCGGAAGAAGCCAAAAGCCAGCUGGAAUAGCCCCUGAAUGCGAUUUUAAUCUUGUUUGCAAUUAUUUUGAAGGGGAGAAACCAUCUGUGUCAGCUGAAUGUUUUCUUGGAAACCUUUCUCUGACAUUGUCAUGUGAACCAACCCAUUAACAAGUAGACUCUUCUGAAGCAACAAUCUGGAAAGAGUGGCUGCUAAGGUCUGAAAAUCCUAAAACAAACUCUUACUUACACUGAAGAUUCCUCUCCCUUUCCACUCCACAUUUGCAUGGAAGAGAAUACCAAGAAUUAAGAUGUUCUGGUUUCAAGGAAAUAGCAUGCAACUUGCUAAAUCUUCCUUUGGACUCUUCUUGAGAAAUCUCUCUGCCUCUAAGACAACUUUGCCUGUGCUGACCUUAUUCACAAAGGAUCCAUGCCCACUCUGUGAUGAAGCCAAGGAAGUACUCAAGCCUUAUAAAAACAGGUUUAUUUUACAGGAGGUGGACAUCACACUUCCAGAAAAUUCUGCUUGGUAUGAAAAGUAUAAAUUUGACAUUCCUGUCUUUCAUUUGAAUGACCAGUUUCUAAUGAAGCAUCAAGUAAACACCUCAAAACUUGAGAAACAACUUCUGAAAUUUGAGCAGCAAGGUGCUACAGACUGACUAAUGCCUUCAUGGUUUUCUACCCUCUCUGUCCAUAAUGCAUCUUCCUAAGGAAAUGACCAUGGCCUCAUACUCCUUUUGUCACUUUUCACAGAGCCCUAAGGCUGUUUUGAACUCAGUGGUGCCACAUAAAUGUUGCCAUUCCUCUUCUGAUUGAUGGAAGUACCCAUGUGGGAACUGUUUACUUGUGGGCAUUUUGUAAAAUAAGAGGAGUAUAUUGGCAGGGAGGGGGAUGAUGGAAGGAGGUAGAAAUCCAUUUGUCUUACUUAUUUUUCCCUUUUGUAUUAAUAUGGAAGCACUUCACAUGAACUGGACAGUGCUGUUUAUAGGAAGAAGGCUUUGCAUUCCUGCUGCUGCCCUGGAGGGCUUAACUUUUUAAUGAAAGAAUAAAUGCUCUUCCACUCAGUAGAUAAAGUGAAAUGUGAAUUGUUAAUAACUGUGCACAGUC
Molecule: messenger RNA, 1182 nt
Organism: Urocitellus parryii (Arctic ground squirrel)
Lineage: Eukaryota; Metazoa; Chordata; Mammalia; Rodentia; Sciuridae
Gene: C1H5orf63
Product: chromosome 1 C5orf63 homolog
Source: RefSeq, a predicted model, not a curated record